UGGAUUCCAUUUCAAUGUUAAUCAUAAACUUCCAGUGGUUCUGUUAGUGAACUAACUGAACUUUCUUUCCUGCUCAGGAUCCGGCGCUGAGCACCAUCAGCAACAGAACCAGAGACGCUCGGCCUUCAGCCAAACCACUCACAUCCAUUUUUCUGUCGGCAGCAGCUCUGCAUCCCGGGACGAUUACAGCCAAUUUAUAUCCGAAGCGCUGAGUCCAAUAUAGUGUGUGUCUGGUGGGGGGAGCUGGCAGAGAUUAAAGCUAUUUGUCUCUGCUUAUGGCAGCGACAGAAAGCUGAGAGGGGAGCGGAGGAGAAACGGAGAAAAACAGACUGUGGGACAAAUCCUGGCUGCACUUCCUGAGGAGAGACGGGAUGCUGCUCCACACUUCAGGACCAGAAACCAGGAAAUGUUUGGAGAAAAGGAGAAUAAAAAAAGGCAGCAGAGAUCAUCCCACCUCCAGAACCAGAACUAGACGGGAUAAAAAUGAACCACAAACCUAUGACAUAAACAGUCACAUUAAAGCGGACCGGAUUCUCGUUGAAGCGGACCGGAGUCUCGUUGAAGCGGACCGGAGUCUCGUUGAAGCGGACCGGAGUCUCUCUGAAGCGGACCGGAGUCUCGUUGAAGCGGACCGGAGUCUCGUUGAAGCGGACCGGAGUCUCGUUGAAGCGGACCGGAGUCUCUCUGAAGCGGACCGGAGUCUCGUUGAAGCGGACCGGAGUCUCGUUGAAGCGGACCGGAGUCUCUCUGAAGCGGACCGGAUUCUCGUUGAAGCGGACCGGAGCCUCGUUGAACCGGACCGGAGCCUCGUUGAACCGGACCGGAGCCUCGUUGAACCGGACCGGAGUCUCUCUGAAGCGGACCGGAUUCUCGUUGAAGCGGACCGGAGUCUCGUUGAAGCGGACCGGAGUCUCGUUGAAGCGGACGAGUCUCGAAGCGGACUGAGUCUCAAGAAGCGGACUGAGUCUCUCUGA
Messenger RNA from Gambusia affinis (western mosquitofish), 974 nucleotides. RefSeq lists its product as uncharacterized. The transcript is spliced from 2 exons. Lineage: Eukaryota; Metazoa; Chordata; Actinopteri; Cyprinodontiformes; Poeciliidae. The record is from RefSeq and is a predicted model, not a curated record. The coding region runs from base 372 to 974 and encodes 200 amino acids.